This is a messenger RNA of Oxyura jamaicensis (ruddy duck), 3073 nucleotides long. It is a transcript of the gene BMP6, whose product is annotated as bone morphogenetic protein 6. NCBI's taxonomy places the organism in Eukaryota, Metazoa, Chordata, Aves, Anseriformes, Anatidae. Gene Ontology annotation, biological process: SMAD protein signal transduction. Gene Ontology annotation, molecular function: growth factor activity; cytokine activity. The record is from RefSeq and is a predicted model, not a curated record. Bases 455 to 1774 code for a protein of 439 amino acids. The transcript is spliced from 7 exons. Gene Ontology annotation, cellular component: extracellular region.
GGAGCGGCCGCCCGCCCCGGCGAGAGGCGGGGGCGCUGCUGAUCUGCCUCGGCCGCCUGCAGCCCCGGUCCCCACGGGCUGGCCGGAGCGGGGCUGCAGCCUGCGGGACGGGAGCCCCUCGGCUGCAGCGGGGGGAAGGGGGCGAAGUCCGCUCUUCAUCCUCAGCAUCACCCUCAGCAUCAUCGUCUUGCUUCCUCGACGGGCAUGGCGAGCUGAGCCGUGCACCCAACAGCCGGGCCGGGGGGCAGCCCCCCGGCUCACCUGAGCGGCGAUGGGCGGCGGAGGGGGGGCCGAGCGUUGAGCCCCCCUGGCCCGGCUGCCCCCCGCCGGCCCGCGGCGUUAGGGUGUCGCGGGGGGGCCGGGGGGGGGGGAGGGAGAGGCUGGAGGGCUGCGGGGAGCCCCAGGGGAGAGGGGGGAAGUGGGGAGCUCGCCUGCCUCCGCCCGGCCCGGCGCCAUGCCGCGGCGGCUGGCUUGGCUCUGCUGCUGCUGCUGGGCAAUGCUGCUGCUGCUGCUGGGCUCCUGUCGCUCCACGGAGCCCGCGGAGGGAGGCAGCCUCGGGGAGCCGCCGCAGCCUCCUCCCGCAGCCUCCUCGGGCUUCCUCUACCGGCGGCUGAAAUCGCACGAGAAGCGGGAGAUGCAGCGGGAGAUCCUCUCCGUCCUGGGGCUGCCGCACCGUCCGCGCCCGCCGCCCCGGCAGCCUCUGGCCCCGGCACCGGGGAGGCUGCCGGCGGCUCCGCGCUUCAUGCUGCGUCUCUACCACGCCCUGGCAGAGGCUGCGGAGGGCACCGCGGCUGCGGAUCGGCGUGGUCGCCAGCCGGUGCCCGUGCCCGUGCCCAGCGCGCAGGACAGCGCCUUCCUCAACGACGCCGACAUGGUCAUGAGCUUCGUCAACCUGGUUGAGUAUGACAAGGAAUUCACACCUCACCAGCAGCACCACAAGGAGUUCAAGUUCAAUUUGUCUCAGAUUCCUGAGGGCGAGGCUGUCACAGCUGCUGAGUUUCGGAUCUACAAGGAUUGUGUGGUGGAGAGCUUUAAAAACCAAACCUUCCUUAUCAGCAUCUACCAAGUGCUGCAGGAACAUCCAAACAGAGCCUCUGACCUGUUUCUCCUGGACACACGAGCAGUGUGGGCCUCAGAGGAGGGAUGGCUGGAGUUUGAUGUCACUGCCACCAGUAACAUGUGGGUGAUGAACCCUCAGCACAACAUGGGGCUCCAGCUGAGCGUGGUGACCCAGGACGGUUUCAGUGUAAAUCCUAGAGAAGCAGGCCUUAUAGGGCGAGAUGGCCCUUAUGACAAGCAGCCUUUCAUGGUGGCCUUCUUCAAAGUGAGCGAAGUCCAUGUCCGGACCACUAGGUCAGCGACAAGCAGGCGCAGGCAGCAGAGUCGAAACCGCUCCACCCAGGCUCAGGAUGUUUCCAGGGUAUCGACUGUCACAGAUUACAACAGCAGUGACUUAAAAACAGCGUGCAGGAAGCAUGAACUUUACGUGAGCUUCCAAGACUUGGGAUGGCAGGACUGGAUAAUCGCUCCAAAGGGCUAUGCAGCCAACUACUGUGAUGGGGAGUGUUCAUUUCCACUCAAUGCACAUAUGAAUGCAACCAAUCAUGCCAUCGUACAGACUCUGGUUCAUCUUAUGAAUCCCGAUUACGUUCCCAAACCAUGUUGUGCACCUACCAAACUAAAUGCCAUAUCAGUUCUUUAUUUUGAUGAUAAUUCUAAUGUAAUCUUGAAGAAAUACAGGAAUAUGGUAGUAAGAGCUUGUGGAUGUCACUGACAAACAUUCUUCACAUGGACUCUAUGAUUCUACCAUGAACUUCCAUACUACCUUCUGUACUUCAAUGAACUACCUGACCUUGGGAAAAAAAAAAAAAGGUUGACAAAAUAGCUUUCCAAACACCAUUUAUGUGCCUUGUGCAAGAAAAGGGCUUGGGGAACCGCACACUGUGGCGUGAGCGAAUUGCUGGAAUUCUUAAAACCCAACCCAACGCUGCAGCAGCCACUCAGCUCCGCAGAGCCAGGGCUCGCAAAGCAGCAAUAUGCCUGCACACAUGCUUUACUUGGCUGGGAUGGUCUUAAUCUCACAUAGCAGCUUGGCCUUAUCAGUUGCUUGGAUGUGUGCUGCAGUUUUACCAGAUGGAUACCCAAAAGCAGUGAGUCUUUCUGGGGCAGAGGGAAAGAGACGCUAAAGAAAGAAUCGCUAGUACAUCAGACUUAGAGCAUACACCAUGGACAAAAUAAUAUGAAAUGCCUAAGGCUAGUAAUUGCCUUUUGUCUAGAAGGAUCUAUUACUACACCUAUACUGUUAGUCUCCUCUUGAAACAUGUCAUGAUAUAUGCAUCUAAAAUUGUGCCAAAGCAAACGUUUUGAGUCCCUUGGUCUCCAAGCAGUUUAAAUUUGAUGCUGCAAGCGUGAGAUGGCUUGGCUGCCCCGUGUUAGAAAUACUAGCAUGGAGUUGGACUCUGACUGGUCUUUUCAGUUCAGUAUUUGACUGGGCAUUCUAGGUUUAUACACUUGUUCUUAUGCAACUUCCUUCCACUCCCCACAUGUAGCUGCCUCAUCUACCACCACCUACUCAGGAAGGAAGUCAGGACACUUCUCUAGCUGUAAUUCAGAUGUAAAAGUUUAGGGGCCAUUCAUUCUCUAGCUGGACAAUUUAUUUACAGGAAGAAAGAAUGUCAGCAAUUUACUUAAGUAUUUGGCCAACCUUUCCCCUUCAACUCACGCAACUAACAAACUGGUAUAAAGGAUACAAUCACAUGGUAGCCACAGUUUGUCUAGCAAAAGCUAAUAGCAAAUUGUUUUGAUCAAUAUUAAACGCGUAUUAAAUGCACUUACCUCUGAUUCUUGCAUUUAAAUGGCUUCUUGUAAAUACAAGCUAUAAUUUAUUGCACCUGUCACUGUAUAUUCAUUGUGCUGUAUCAUUUAUAGAAAGACUGCUUUUUUAAAAAGUUUUUAUUUAGAAAAAUCUCAGUGUAAACAAUUGUACCACUUCGAUUUUAUACAAGAAACUCAUGACAUUGUGCUUCACUAGAAAGUUGUUAAAAACAUGGUAAUAAAGGCUUCCUUUAAGGCA